Plutella xylostella (diamondback moth) is the source of this 1247-nucleotide messenger RNA. RefSeq lists its product as uncharacterized. The record is from RefSeq and is a predicted model, not a curated record. NCBI's taxonomy places the organism in Eukaryota, Metazoa, Arthropoda, Insecta, Lepidoptera, Plutellidae.
AACUCCCAGAGUUGAGUUCCUCGACACAAAACAAGAAUUGAGUUGAGUUUCUCGACGUUUUAGUCACGCAAUGAGCACGUUCUGACCUCGCUCUCAGUAUGGAGGCGCAGUGCGGGCGCGUGUCGCGCGGGGACCAGACGCUCGACAUACUGAAGGAGGUGCAGAGAGCCUAUGAGCAGCGGAUGGACAGGAUCGAGCAGCAGGGGGGAAGGAAUAAGCUUGAGCUGCAAGUGGAGGUGUUGCGCGCGUGGGUCAGCGACCUGGUGAGCCAGAACUCGCUGCUGGUGCGCGUGGUGGAGGACCUGGAGCUGGAGGCCACCAGCAGGCUCGCGCUCGAGCGGCGGAAACACACUGAAGAGCCGGGCGGCAUCGGCAAGAAAAGACCGUUCGAGAAGUCGAGCGAGCUGAAGAUAUUGUACGAUUCACUGCAGAAGGAAAACUCUGCCAAGGACAGAGAGAUACGGAGGCUGAAUAAAGACAUGCAACAGUACGAGCAGACGAUCAUGAACCUUAGAAAUGAAAUGAACCAGUGCCACUGCAGAGAUGCUUCACCUAUUGUGAAAAAAGACGCAGAGAUUAUGACUACGGAUUGUUCUUUACAAAGGGAGUGCGACAAGGAUGAAGAGGCGGUGAAGCAACCUGUCUCUGUCGACGACGAUGUAGCCGACUACUACGAGACUUUGCAGCGAAUGGAAGAUAAUUUGAAGUCGAGCAGCUCGAGCAUCCGCACGCUCCGGCAGGUCAACGUGGCGCUCAGUGAAGAGGCCCACGCCUUGCGCCGCGUGUGCGCCGCCCUCGACCAGCAGUGCCGCGCCGCCGUCACCAGGGCGCAGUUCAAGGAUGAUCUUAUUAGAGAGAUGAGGCGGCAGUUGAAGCAGGCUAAGGCUAAGCAUAGUAUAGCAGUUAAUGCAAGUAUUCUGGACCAGCAGUGCCGGGCCGCGGUCACCCGCGCUCAGUUCAGAGAUGAUAUCAUCAGGGAGAUGAGACGGCAGCUGAAACAUGCUAAGGCUAAGUUGAAGGAAGAAUCUCUCCCACGCAACUUCUCUAAGGACCUGGUAGAGAGCGGGGACCACGAGUUCGUGCGACAGUCGGGUCACGGCGGCGACACCGCGCGCGGCCGCCGGGCGACGCCGCGACGCGGGGUCCACGCAGCAAUGGAUACGCCGCAGCAACAUGAGUCGGGCUCGGAGGGACGCGGCCACAGGCUGGCCGCCGGGGAUGACGGGAUGUCGUUUCAAUCUAAUUAG